Cucumis melo (muskmelon) is the source of this 2035-nucleotide messenger RNA. RefSeq lists its product as uncharacterized. The transcript has 14 exons. The record is from RefSeq and is a predicted model, not a curated record. Gene Ontology annotation, biological process: regulation of transcription by RNA polymerase II. Lineage: Eukaryota; Viridiplantae; Streptophyta; Magnoliopsida; Cucurbitales; Cucurbitaceae. The coding region runs from base 387 to 1736 and encodes 449 amino acids. Gene Ontology annotation, cellular component: piccolo histone acetyltransferase complex.
GUCGUUUUUGUAACCUUUCGGAUUUUGUGUCCAAUAAAAACGCUCUAUGCAAUUUCUCCUCUUUUGAAAAACAGUUGUGGCCGUGAGUUUCCUCCCGAACGAGACCUGCAACCCAACCCUCGAGAAAGAAACCCAUUGUUCGGUUUUUCUGCAGUUGGUCUGAUGCUUGGUUUCGAACGCAUCUCCAUAGCUCCCGGUGGAGUGGAGGGUUGCUGGAAGAGCCUUUGAGGUCGGGUUAAGGAAUGAGUUGCCAUUUGAAAAGUACGAGGCGGCCUAGAUAUACAAUGCUUCAUCGUGUUGAUCGCUACGAGGAUUUCAAUUGUUAACCGUCAGCCGUAGAGGGUUGGUGCAUCACAAAGGAUUGAAAAGGAUAGAGAUGAACUAGAAUGAGUAGAUUGUCAUUCAGGCCUCGUCCGCUUGACAUUCACAAGAAACUCCCUAUUGUCAAGUCUGUGAAAGAAUUGGAAGAUGAAGAAACCCCCACUUCUACCCGAAAUUCCCAACUGCUUCGUGUUGCGGCCGAGGUAGAUAACGAGGUACAUCAAGUGCCUUGCAAGAAAUUGGCUCCUGAUAUACCCACUCCUCAAUUUGUUGUUGUUGAUACUUAUGAGAUAGACUACUCCCGCACUUUUAGUCAACCAACUUCUUACUUACGUGGCAGAGGAGCUCGGACAGAGCUUGGAGAGUUUGUUGAGUAUGACUUGGACAAUGAAGACGAGGAUUGGCUUCAUGACCUCAACAAAGAAAGAAAGAUACUCACUCCUGAGAGAUUUGAGAGCUUCCUCUUCAAAUUGGAGGUAUUGGAUCACAAGGCUCGAGAAAGAGCUGGUAUAAUAACAACUACUCUUGGUUCACCCGUUCCUGUACUCCUACAACAUGAUAAUGCUAUUGAGGCUCUACAAACACAAGCAAUCAAAUAUUCAGUUAUUGAAUCUGUUUACACUUAUUGGAAGGAAAAGCGUGAACGGUGGCAAAAGCCUAUAUUGCGGCGCUUGCAGCCGCCUCCACCUGUCAAUGAUACAAAUCCGUAUAAUGUCUUUAGGCCAAGGGAGAAAGCUCAUAGACUUCACACAAGAAGGAUGCAACGGAGGGAAAACAAUGUGCAAUCUUUUGAAAAGCUUCGCCAGGUUAGGCGCAACCUAGAACAAGCUAAAACCUUACUGGAGGCUUUAAUUAAGCGGGAAGAGAAGAAGAGGGAUCUGAUGGAAAGUGAUGUUGGGCUUCAGAGGAUUCAUUUGAAGUAUAAGCAUGAAACUGAACUUCUGGAAGAGAGCUUAGCACUUCCCAGGUUCUUACCCUUCUCUUGUAAGUUCGGUUCAAGCGAGGACGAAUUUCUGGAUUUAGAUGAGAUUGCAAUCAGCCGCCCCCCACGAAUAAGAACUUCUGGAUCUUUGGUGGAGGCAAACGCAAUUAUGCUCCCAACUGAAAGCGUGAAGCAAGAGUACAGGCAACAACAGUUGCCACAAGGAUGGCUUCACAAAAUGGAUCCUUUGGAACCGGUUUUGUUGUUUGCAAAACCUCUGAUUACAGAGAAGUUGGCAGCUGCAGCUAUAGUACCACCAUCAGAUUCUUCGACAAGGAAUAGUGUGUCAAUGGGCUCUCAUAAAUUUCGGGGAAGAAUUGGCCGAGGUGGCAGAAUAAUAUUUGACAGAUGGAAUCCAUUGUUGCAAACUGGUAUUGACUGUAGCAACUCAUACUAUUCACCACGAAAACAAGCGCCUAUAGCAUAUAAUUGAUUGAGUCUGAUUUGAGAGAUCAUCUGCAUAAGAGCUCCCAGAUUCCUGUGAUGUACAAAUGGAAGGAAAAUUUGUUUGUUAUUCUCCGUCAAAACGAGCUUUGUUUUAUCUGACUUAAGAAUUAAUGCAAAAGCAAGCUUAGUCUGCUCUGCACGUAGCAUGUGUCCUGCUGUCCAAUAUCUUCCUCUUAUUGUAUUGUAUUAAUGCUUUACGUAUCAAGCAUAAGAUUGGGUGUUGCAAUUUCUUGUUCAUAUGUUGGGAAUAUGGUGUUUAAAUACACUUUUUUCGUUUUUCGUUUA